Messenger RNA from Seminavis robusta, 304 nucleotides. NCBI's taxonomy places the organism in Eukaryota, Bacillariophyta, Bacillariophyceae, Naviculales, Naviculaceae. The record is from the annotation of a GenBank genome assembly.
AUGCACCAUGCUACUGGAACUGGUACUACUGGUAUAGUUGCUAGCGGCAUUCCUGGAGCUGUUUUGGAGAGGAGUCAAAAGAGACAAAAAGAGGCCAAACGAGCUACUACAGAUGGACUGGUGGAUAGCAUGGAUGACAGGAAGCCACCCCCUUCAGCAACUGCCACACGUGGACUCAAGAGGUCUGUGGAAGAAAUGGCUGCUAAGGAUGCCGCUCGACGUAGUAGCACUGGGAGUGGACUGCUGGAUAGCACGGAUGACAGGAAGCCACCCCCGUCAGCAACUGCCACACGUGGACUCAAGA